Messenger RNA from Myripristis murdjan (pinecone soldierfish), 4322 nucleotides. It is a transcript of the gene ret, whose product is annotated as ret proto-oncogene receptor tyrosine kinase. Gene Ontology annotation, biological process: positive regulation of kinase activity; homophilic cell-cell adhesion; protein phosphorylation. Gene Ontology annotation, cellular component: plasma membrane; signaling receptor complex. Lineage: Eukaryota; Metazoa; Chordata; Actinopteri; Holocentriformes; Holocentridae. Gene Ontology annotation, molecular function: ATP binding; transmembrane receptor protein tyrosine kinase activity; calcium ion binding. The record is from RefSeq and is a predicted model, not a curated record. The transcript has 20 exons. The coding region runs from base 147 to 3470 and encodes 1107 amino acids.
CACACUGGUUUUAUUCACUGAGCUCCUAUACUUUAUUUGUUUUUUUGCCUUUUUUUAUAUUUUUUAAAUUCACCUGAAGGAACUUGUUUUUCUUUUUCCGUUACUGCAUUUUUUCCUCCAGAAACUUUCACCUAUGGUUCGCGAAUAUGGGUCCAUGUUGUGGUUUCUCUCGAGGAAACAUCGUUUUAUUCCUGCUGCUGUGGUGUGAAGGAUCCACAGGGCUGUACUUCCCUCAGAAUGAGUACACGGAGACGGUGUACGUGGGCCAGCCCGCGGGCACGCCCAUCCUCCAGGUCCACGCCAUGCUGGACAGCGAGUCCGAACGACCUCAUUUCUACCUGUGCUGGCCAAUCAGAAUCCCCUCGUACAGCCAGUGGUUCCAGAUGGACAUCAACACGGGGAUACUGUCCCUGAAUAAAAGCCUGGAGGAGAGUGACUUCGCCUUGCUGCAUAAGAAAUCAUGGCCUGUGAAGAAGUUAAUCCUCAGUGCCAUGGUGCUGCCCAAGCCCACCAGGAAGCUCCAGUGCAUCGGCAAAAACUCACCGCGGCUCACCCUGUACUUUGUCAAUGCCACGGUGCCGCAGUGUGCCCAGACAGACAUGGAGGAGCUGUGCUUCCCACACAGAGACACCUCCAACCCCCACAUCAUGGAGAACAGGUUCCCAGGGGCCCUCCGGCAGCUCAGGCGUCUCACCAGACUGGGCAUCUGCCCCAACUACACCAUCUCCUACAGCGUGGAGUCAGAUACCCCGGCACCGUUUGCCGUAAACGAGAACACCACAGAGCUGGUGGUGACGGCUCCUUUGGACCGCGAGGAGAGUGAAAUCUACAGGCUGCUGCUGGUUUGCACCGUCCUGACAGAAAAAAUCGAAACUAAGCUCAGAACGUCGCUGGACGUCUUCGUCAACGACGAGGAUGACAAUGCACCGUAUCUGAAUGGCACAGACACAGUGGAGGUCGUCAUCAGCUUCAAUCGCUCCCAGGAUGCCUCUUUUGCCACGUUGUCAGUCUAUGACAGAGACUUGACUGCCAUAUAUCCCAAAGACCAGAUUCACAAUAAAUAUGUGGGGACGAUGCUCAACACUGACCCAUGGAUCAAGGACACAUUCGACAUAAAAGGCACCUUCAGGGAAAAGAAAGCCGCUUCCGGCAGCAUUCGAGAGACGGUCCACGACUACCAGCUUGUCCUGAAGAGGAACUUGUAUGUGAUGGAGAACCGCACCCUGCAGCUGGACUACCUGGUCAACGACACCACCUACCCCGGUCUGGAGGGCACAGUGUUGCUGCACUACAACAUCACCGUCUUACCCGUCCCCAUCCGCUUCACCAACAUCACCUAUCUCUUCACUCUGACGCGCAGGGCCUCUGUUUACGCACAGGUCGGUCGGAUCUGUGUGGAAAACUGCCUGAAGUUCGACGGCUUCGGUGUCACGUACCGGCUCGAGGUGGCCGAUAAGAACGUGUCCGCCGAGCUGCAGUCCUGCUACGCAGCCAUCAGCAUCACCCAGAGCCCCACGGACAUGUGGGGGCUGCUGUACGUGAACGACACCGAGGCGCUCCGCCGGCCGCAGUGCCAGGACCUGCAGUACGUCGUCAUCGCCCAGGAGGAGCACAAGCAGCUGCAGGCCAGCACUCAGAUCCUCAUCGUGCUCGACGGGGAGGACAAGGCCAGUCAGGAGAACCAGCACUUCCUGUCCUGUGCGGAGAGCAGACAGAGAGGAGACUGUGAGGCCGUGCAGGGCCUGGGGGCGACGACGGGACGAUGCCAGUGGAGGCAGGGCACCGAGAAAGGAAUAUCGGAGAAUUACUCGACCUGCUCUCCUGACCUCCGCACAUGUCCUGAUGGGUUUUGUGACGCAGUGGAGAGCAAAGACAUGCUGAUCUGCCCUCAGGACUGCACGACGGAAAAUGUUAUCGGAGGCCAUGAGAAAGGCUUGAUGUUUGGCAUCAAGGCCGGCUACGGGACCUGUUACUGCUACUCUGAGAAAUGCUUCUGCGAGAAGGACAAUGUUGAAGACGCGAUAUGCGAUGACAUGUGCAAGACCAUCAUCGCCACGGCUCUGCUCCUCUCCUUCAUCAUCUCCAUCCUCCUGUCCUCAUACUUCAUCCACCGGUACCACAAGAACUCCCCCAAGCCCCCGAUAGCCUCAGCUGAGAUGACUUUCCGCCGUCCGGCCCAGGCUUAUCCCAUCAGCUUCCCCGCCAACAACGUGCGCCGUGGAUCGCAGGAGUCCAUCGAGACCGACACCUUCAAAAUACCCGAGGACCCUAAGUGGGAAUUUCCCCGUAAAAACCUGGUACUCGGCAAAACUUUAGGAGAAGGAGAGUUUGGAAAAGUCGUCAAGGCGACGGCGUUCAGGCUGAAAGGAAAGGCCGGUUACACCACAGUGGCUGUGAAAAUGCUUAAAGAAAACGCCUCGCACAGUGAGCUGCGUGACCUGCUGUCAGAAUUCACUUUACUGAAGCAAGUCAACCAUCCGCACGUCAUAAAGAUGUAUGGAGCGUGCAGCCAGGACGGUCCAUUGUAUCUGAUUGUGGAGUAUGCCAAGUUUGGAUCCCUGCGCAACUUCCUGCGCGAAAGCCGUAAGGUGGGACCGAGCUACAUGGGCAGGGACGCCAACCGCAACUCCAGCUACCUGGAGAACCCGGACGACAGGGCGCUCACCAUGGGCGACCUCAUCUCCUUUGCGUGGCAGAUCUCCAGGGGAAUGCAGUACCUGGCCGAAAUGAAGCUUGUUCACAGAGACCUAGCAGCAAGAAAUGUCCUGGUGGCCGAGGGGCGGAAGAUGAAGAUCUCGGACUUUGGCCUUUCCCGAGACGUGUAUGAAGAGGACUCGUAUGUGAAGAGGAGCAAGGGCCGUAUACCUGUUAAGUGGAUGGCAAUCGAGUCCUUGUUUGAUCACAUUUACACAACACAAAGUGACGUGUGGUCGUUUGGUGUGCUGCUGUGGGAGAUAGUGACACUGGGAGGAAAUCCGUACCCAGGCAUCGCUCCUGAACGCCUCUUUAACCUCCUCAAGACCGGCUACAGGAUGGAGAAACCAGAGAACUGCUCCGAGGAAAUGUAUAAUCUCAUGCUUCGAUGCUGGAAACAAGAAGCAGACAAGAGGCCCACAUUCUCAGACAUCAGCAAAGAACUGGAAAAGAUGAUGGUGAAAAGUCGGGAUUACCUGGACCUGGCGGCGUCCACGCCAGCCGACGCCCUGCUGUACGACGACGCCCUCUCUGAAGAGGACACACCACUAGUGGACUGUAAUAACGCCCCUCUCCCUCGAACCCUCCCCUCCACAUGGAUUGAAAACAAGCUCUAUGGCAUGUCAUACCCGAACUGGCCUGAGAAGAGCCCGGUACCGCUCAACAGACAUGAUGCCACUAAUCCAGUCUUUACAAGAUAUGCCAAUGAUAGUGUUUAUGCAAACUGGAUGGCUUUGCCUUCACCCGCAAAAGCUGUGGACAAGCUCGAUAGCUAAAGACAAAACAGCACUGUAGAAAAGAUCACCAAUCGGUAGAUGUGUAUAUUUCUAUAAAACUGUACAUAUACAAUCUGAUGCUAAAGUUGGUUCCCUUUUAUUUCUGUUGCACGGGUAUUCAAAGUUUUAAACUGGGAUGGUUUUGUGCUGCAAAACGGCUGGAAUAACCUAGACCACGCUUCACGCAGCUCCUCGGUAUGUUAAUCAUUACCUCAAGGUCAUGUUGGCCAAACUGUAUCAUUGCAUGACUAUUGUACCAGAUUGUAUGUCAGUGUCAAUGUCUUUCAAGUGCCUGUGCCGCUUCAACAAUAGCCUCCAAUUAUUAAUGUAUGACUGUGAAGAUCUUGUUCCAGCCCAGGAAUUAAAGGGGACGUCUUUACCAUCACCUGUUGUAGACUUCUGGGAUUGAGUGGACAAAAAGGAGAACGCUGAACUUGUUCUGAAAAUGUAAAGUUUCUACUUGAGAGGAUCGUGUUCUUCAGAGUAAACUCACCCCUGUUGUGUUCCCCCCAUCCCACAGAAUUAUGUUUCAGACUGUUCUUGCCAAAGAAAAUAAUUCAGACAUGUUCAGUAAGUCUUUUUUUUCUCUUUGUUGGUUUAGUAUUAUUUUUUUACAUGGAAAAAUAUCAACUAGUGAGUGCUAUGCUCCCGUGUAAGGACAUGCGUCUUCACGUAGAUUGUGGCCGUGUCCUGUGUCAAAACUCUCGUUCACUUUUUUGAUUCACUGUAAUGGCAAUCUUUGUGGGGAAAAAGAGAAAAAAAAGUAUGAUUAUGUAAACUAAUGAGUGUUAUCACUGUUAUGUUGUUGUUAUUUGAUUAUGUUCAAGUUAAUAAUAAACAUUAAAAAUGUGC